CCACUCAGCCUCGGGCCGCGACGCUGCAGCCAAGCAGUGGUCUAUUCGGACGUAUUUACGUCCUUCCAAUGGCAAAAGUUCGAAGGCAUCCCAGUAUCAACGUCGCUGACACACUGCCUGUCGUCACAAACCUCGGGGCUGAAGAAGCGGAACGUGAUUCGGGGCUUCAGCCGGCGGCUACAAAACCAAGCAAACACAAACAUGCCCGGCAAGAUCAGCACGACAUCGCUGGCACCACGCGAACUGGCAUAGUGCUCCUCCUGCAUCGGUCUUUCCUGGGACACAGACUGAGUGGAGAGGCGGCAGUAUGGCCGGCUGGACAGGUUGACCCGGUAUUGCUGGGUUGGUCUUUGGAGACAUUGACCUCGAUAUUCAUGGCUGGUCCCGAUAUUCAUGGCUGGUCUCGAUAUACCAGGGCCAGUAUCAUUUGCCUCGCUCACUGGCUGCUCCUCUCAACCGCCCAUACCAACGUCCAAAACAGAAGGCAGAUCUCCCACAUCCUUGCGAUAUUGCUGGAGACGAUGACCCCAUCGAUCGCCCCGAAACGAGCCGCAGCAGUAGCACAUGUGCAUCGAUACUGCCGAAAUAGCAGAUUUGCUGAUUCUUCCCGUCGUGCUUCAACCCGCCUUGGCCAGGGACAGAUCAGACUGAUGCACACUGAGUACUGGCGGAGGAUGGUCGCUUUCAUUCGGGAGAAUCGGCGGCAUGCGAUGCGGAAAAUACCCCGGCUGCUUCCCGCGUCAUGAUCACCCGUCCUUCGAUCCACCCUUGUGAGCGAGGCGAGGGCCCCACC
Messenger RNA from Polychytrium aggregatum, 793 nucleotides. RefSeq lists its product as uncharacterized. Bases 69 to 746 code for a protein of 225 amino acids. The transcript has 2 exons. NCBI's taxonomy places the organism in Eukaryota, Fungi, Chytridiomycota, Chytridiomycetes, Polychytriales. The record is from RefSeq and is a predicted model, not a curated record.